AUGUCCAACUUAUCCACAAAGGACUCUAAUUUAGAGCUCGAAGAGACUUCAGAUCUCUCGUCUCUCGAUGCAGACACCUUCUUAAAAAAGGAUAUCGACUAUGAAAACUCACACGAUAUCAAUUAUCGAAAUUGUUCAUGGAAGAAAACAGCAGGACUUUUAUUUAGUGAAUAUAUUUGUCUUGCAAUCAUGUCGUUUCCCUGGUCAUAUUCAGUCUUGGGUCUAGGGUUGGGAUUAAUUGUAACCGUUAUUGUGUCCCUACUUUGCCUUUAUACUGGGUUGAUCAUUAGUGACUACUGUGCAGCAUAUCCUCAUUUGACAAAUGUGUGUGAUAUCGGGCAGCAUUUGGUAUUUGGUUCCAAGUGGGUAUGGUACGCAACUGCAGUGGCGUUUUUGUUGAAUAACACUUUGAUUCAAGCUUUGCAUGUCUUAGUUGGAGCCAAAUAUUUCAAUACAAUAAGCGACAAUCAAACCAUAUGUUCCAUUGUAUUUGGUGUUGUCUCUGCGGUUGCAUGCUUUGUGUUUUCGUUACCAAGAACAUUCAGUCACAUGUCGAGUGUUGGGUACUUCUCAGCACUUACCAUGUUUAUUGCCGUUAUCUUAGCCAUGGUCUUUGCAGGCAUUCAAACCCAUCCAUUUGGAUAUGAAGACAGCACGCCAGUUGUAUGGCAUGCUUGGCCAAAAAAGGACGAAAAAUAUGUAAACAUCAUGUCUGCAGUUUUGAAUAUCGUUUAUACAUUUGUCGGGCAAAUUACAUACCCUUCAUUCAUUUCCCAGAUGAAAAAACCUCGCGAUUUUCGUAAAGCUUUAGUCGUGGUGACCAUUUGCGAAUUGAUCGUUUUUGCAUUGACCGGUUCCAUCGUUUACGUUUAUGUUGGAAACGCUUAUAUAACCGCCCCGGCAUUUGGUUCAUUGGUUGGUAACUUCAAAAAGAUUGCAUUCAGUUUUGCAUUACCAACAAUUGUGUUUCUUGGGGCAUUAUACAGCAAUGUAUCUUCCCAGUUUUUGUUUCAGCAAAUCUUUAAUAAAUCUAGCGUCCACAGAAAUAGCCAUACAGUCAAGGGCUGGGGUAUUUGGAUUCUAUUGAAUGCUGUACUAUGGGUCAUUGCAUUUGUUAUAGCUGAGGUUAUCCCAUUCUUUAGUGAUUUGUUGAGCUUGAUGAGUUCAUUGUUUGACUGCUUUUUUGGUUUUAUCUUCUGGGCAUUAGCGUAUUUCAAGUUGAGAAAACUAUACUAUUACAAAUUAGAAGGAGUAAAUGUUGGUUUGUUGAGUUUGUUCAAAAAAUCAAAUCUUUUUCAAAAGGGUGAAUUUUUGCUCAAUGUGUUGAUUUUCGGAUUAGGGUUCUAUAUUUUGGGUCCGGGGCUAUAUGCAACUAUCCAGAGUAUUAUUUGGUCCUACCAGGCAGAUGCAUACGGUAAACCAUUUAGUUGUAAAAGUAAUGCUCUAUAA
Messenger RNA from Lodderomyces oxycetoniae, 1449 nucleotides. RefSeq lists its product as uncharacterized. Bases 1 to 1449 code for a protein of 482 amino acids. The transcript has a single exon. NCBI's taxonomy places the organism in Eukaryota, Fungi, Ascomycota, Pichiomycetes, Serinales, Debaryomycetaceae. The record is from RefSeq and is a predicted model, not a curated record. Gene Ontology annotation, molecular function: L-amino acid transmembrane transporter activity. Gene Ontology annotation, biological process: amino acid transmembrane transport.